UGUGUGUGCACAGGUGUGUGUUUGAGGUUGACUAGUUAACUGCUGGCCGUCUUGCCGAGCGCACAGUAACCAGAACGGACAGCGACUUUGUGUGUUUUUUUUUUUUUUUACUAAAUCAUCUUUACUUUUAUAUCGCAGUUUAUUGUAGGUGAUUAAAAAUGAAUGUGACGGAGUUUCAGCUGCCUCUGACUGAAUAUGAUUUCGAGCGUCAAUUUGAUGAGAGGCUUGCUAUUGAAUGGAUGCAGGACAACUGGAAAAAGUCGUUUUUGUUUGGUGCUGUGUAUGUAGUGCUCGUGUUUGGUGGUCAGCACUUCAUGAAGGAAAGACAAAAACUUGAUCUACGAAGAGUGUUACUGCUGUGGUCCCUCAGUUUGGCCAUCUUUAGUAUCAUUGGAGCGGUGAGAACUGGGUGCUUCAUGUUAUACAUUCUCAGAACCAAUGGUUUUAAACAGUCUGUUUGUGACCAGAGCUUCUACUACGGGCCGAUAAGCAAGUUCUGGGCUUGUGCGUUUGUGCUGAGCAAGGCCCCCGAGCUAGGGGACACCAUGUUUAUCGUCUUGCGCAAGCAGCGGCUGAUCUUCCUGCAUUGGUAUCAUCACAUUACCGUGCUGGUGUACUCCUGGUAUUCCUACAAAGACCAGGUCGCCGGUGGUGGCUGGUUCAUGACCAUGAAUUACAUCGUGCACGCGCUCAUGUACAGCUACUACACGGCUCGAGCUGCUGGUCUCCGUGUGCCGAAACCUUGUGCCAUCAUCAUCACUUCCUCCCAGAUUGCUCAGAUGGCCAUGGGCCUGGCAGUAAGUGCGCUAGUCUACCAAUGGAUGCAGGAUGGAGAUUGCCCUUCUUACAUAGAUAACAUAGUGUGGGCGUCACUCAUGUAUCUCAGCUAUCUGUUCCUCUUCUCUUCUUUCUUUUAUCAGUCUUACGUGAAGGGUUCAAAACCCACAAGCAUCAAAACUGACUGAUAUGCAGCCCUGAGGUUUAAAUGAGAUCGUAUUUCUGAUGGUUUACCUUGUUAAAAUGCAUAUUUAUUUAAUGUUUUAAAGCAAGGUGAACAAUGAAGAUGUGUAUAUUUUCAAACAACAGUUUGUAACGGACUGUAAAAGCUAUAUGUGAAAAGAACAAUAGAGUAGGGCAGUUAUUUGUAAAUUAUUUUCUAGUUGGUAGUAGCCGAGCAAGCGCAUCAAAUACAACUCUUGAUUUUGCUGUUGAUAACUUAAAUGCUUUUAAAGAACAACAUUUCUGGAGGGUGAUUUGAAUCGGUCUUAUUGGCCACAGUUUCUAAUAUACAAAAGUCCAUGUUUGUUUACUCUCUGCAGGCUUGAUAACAUGGCCCGAACCCAGCUGAAACGUAUGGUGUGUGUUGUAGUGAGAGCCAAGAUCCUUGUAAUCUAUGCUCAUAGUAAAAGAACAAGUGAGCAGUUUGUCAAAAGCUUUCUAAUCUAAAUGUACAACUCGACGCGUUUUAAUUUGGCCACCCAUUCUGUACAUGCUCUUCUGGGUGUGUUUUUAUUGCUGCAUAAUAGUUCAGUGUUUCCACCUCAUGAUGUCACAGAAACUUGAAUUAUCUGUGCUGACUGGUUGGACAGGUUCCCCGACAUUUAAAUGGGCCAUUUUUGGCUGGAAUUCUCUAGAAGGAUGACACCCAUGUUCUCGCUCUCAUUCUGUGCAUGUUUCUGUCAUGAGUUCACUGCAGCUCUCAUGCACCGAAGUUACAUUAUAUAAAACCAGCUGAGGAACGACUGAUAUUCUCUCAUUCACCUUUGAAUAACACAUGGGUAGAAUUGGAUUGAAAUGGUUCAUACCUGGUUUUAUGGUUGGACUGUGAACUGGAUUGGUGCUUAGCAGAACAGUUAACCUUUAACUUUCCCUAUAUUAGUUAAUUUAGUCAUUAGUUAAAUGUAUAGUUGUAUUUAUAUAUUUUAUAUCACAGUCACAUUUGGGACAUAGUUCAUUUUUAUGGUAGUGGGGAUAUUUCUUUUUUCCACUGAAAUGACUAUAAGGUUCCCAUCUUGAUCUUUUAAAGAAUGUUGUAUUAGCCUAUGUGAUCGUAGAGAAGAAUCCUUUGAGAAUAUUCAGUGGAAUUAUGCGCUCUAACUUGGUCUCAUCUGAAAUGUUGCUGCUACCGUCCAAGAAUUUUGUUGUUGUCUCUCCUAUCUGUUCCUGUUCAUGAUUAUGAGAUUAAGAGACUUUGUCUACCUUUUGUGUAGUUCAGUUUAAAGGAGAUUUUGAUUUAGAGAUUUUAUGACUUCGUCUUAAUAUGUUGACGAUUGAAGCCAAAUAAUUGCUUUGUUGCAUUAAGAGCAAAGUCUGAUGUUGUGGUAGCUUACAUUACAAGGCACAGUAUACAACUUCUGUAUUUUAAAAAUGAAGAAUGUAAUGUUAUUAUAAAGGUGCCGAAUGUAAAUAUUUAUCUUUUCUACCUGAACACCUGUACAAGUUCUUAGCUGAUAUGAAGAAAUUGUGUAUUUAUUUUUGUCAUUAAAUAAAACCGUUUCUAUACUUA
Carassius auratus (goldfish) is the source of this 2506-nucleotide messenger RNA. It is a transcript of the gene elovl6l, whose product is annotated as ELOVL family member 6, elongation of long chain fatty acids like. The transcript has 4 exons. The record is from RefSeq and is a predicted model, not a curated record. Gene Ontology annotation, molecular function: fatty acid elongase activity. Lineage: Eukaryota; Metazoa; Chordata; Actinopteri; Cypriniformes; Cyprinidae. Gene Ontology annotation, cellular component: endoplasmic reticulum membrane; endoplasmic reticulum. Gene Ontology annotation, biological process: fatty acid elongation, saturated fatty acid; very long-chain fatty acid biosynthetic process; sphingolipid biosynthetic process. The coding region runs from base 159 to 965 and encodes 268 amino acids.